Molecule: messenger RNA, 2702 nt
Organism: Ictalurus punctatus (channel catfish)
Lineage: Eukaryota; Metazoa; Chordata; Actinopteri; Siluriformes; Ictaluridae
Product: fizzy-related protein homolog
Exons: 14
Coding region: 103-1590 (495 amino acids)
Biological process (GO): anaphase-promoting complex-dependent catabolic process; positive regulation of ubiquitin protein ligase activity; positive regulation of anaphase-promoting complex-dependent catabolic process
Cellular component (GO): anaphase-promoting complex
Molecular function (GO): ubiquitin ligase activator activity; protein binding; anaphase-promoting complex binding
Source: RefSeq, a predicted model, not a curated record
AAUCCUUUGCGCUCUGUAGAACAACAAUCCUCUCGGUGUUAUCCUCCGCUUAAAAAGCAUAGAGACAGAGUCACUUUGGGAAUUUACUCAGCGAGUCUUGAGAUGGACCAGGAGUACGAGCGGCGGCUGCUACGACAAAUCAAUAUCCAGAAUGCCAACGCCAGCCCAAUCAAAGCCACUGAGGUCAUGUGUGCACUGACCCCUGCUAACUCCCCUCUAUCCUCACCGAGUAAACACGGAGACCGCUUCAUCCCAUCCCGCGCUGGCGCCAACUGGAGCGUCAACUUCCACCGCAUAAACGAGAACGAGAAGUCGCACAAUCAAAACAGGAAGACAAAAGAAGGCACUUCAGACAGCAGUAAAGCAGAUGGCCUGGCGUACUGCGCGCUGCUGAAGAAUGAGCUGCUGGGAGCGGGUAUCGAGAAGGUGCAGGACCCUCAGACGGAGGACAGGCGGCUGCAACCCUCGACACCUGAGAAGACAAAUCUCUUUAGUUAUUCACUAAGUGCCAAGCGCUCGCUCCCUGAUGACGGCAACAGCGUGUCUCCUUACUCACUAUCGCCUGUCAGCAGUAACAGUCAGAAGCUGUUACGAUCUCCACGGAAGCCCAUGCGCAAGAUUUCCAAAAUUCCCUUUAAGGUCCUGGACGCCCCCGAGCUGCAGGACGACUUUUACCUCAACUUGGUGGACUGGUCAUCUUUAAACGUGCUCAGCGUUGGCCUCGGCACCUGUGUGUACCUGUGGAGUGCCUGCACCAGCCAGGUGACUCGGCUGUGCGAUCUGUCAGUAGAAGGAGACUCGGUCACGUCAGUUGGUUGGUCAGAGAGGGGAAACCUGGUGGCAGUGGGCACUCAUAAGGGCUUUGUACAGAUUUGGGACGCAGCCGCAGGGAAGAAGCUGUCUGUAUUAGAGGGCCACACAGCCAGAGUCGGAGCAUUAGCAUGGAAUGUGGACCAGCUGUCUUCAGGCAGCAGGGACCGCCUGAUCCUGCAACGUGAUAUUCGAGCUCCUCCGCUGCAGUCUGAGCGCAGGUUACAGGGCCACCGACAGGAAGUGUGCGGCCUCAAGUGGAGCACUGAUCACCAGCUCCUUGCCUCCGGUGGCAAUGACAAUAAGCUGCUGGUCUGGAAUCACUCAAGUGUCUUACCCAUGCAGCAAUACACAGAGCAUUCAGCAGCAGUGAAAGCCAUCUCCUGGUCUCCUCAUCAGCAUGGCCUGCUGGCAUCUGGGGGUGGCACUGCGGACCGCUGCAUCCGCUUCUGGAACACGCUGACCGGGCAGCCACUGCAGUGCACAGACACAGGCUCGCAGGUCUGCAACCUGGCCUGGUCCAAACACACCAAUGAACUGGUCAGCACACACGGUUACUCUCAGAAUCAGAUCCUGGUGUGGAAGUACCCCUCUCUGACACAGGUGGCCAAGCUCACCGGCCACUCCUACAGAGUUCUCUACCUGGCCAUGUCUCCAGACGGAGAGGCCAUAGUCACAGGAGCAGGAGACGAGACUCUGCGCUUCUGGAACGUCUUCAGCAAAACAAGAUCUACCAAGGAAUCGAUAUCGGUGUUGAACCUCUUCACAAGGAUCCGAUAAUAUUUGUUACAUUUAGGACUUCUAUACAUUGAUCAUUAACACGACAGACUGUGUGACCGAUGGACACUUUGAGGCCCGGCCUCCUUUCUGUAAGUUUGUGAAGAAGACGAGGGAAAUGUGGCAACUGCGUCCUCUUACAUUUUACUUGAUUGACAAAAGGAUGUAUUACUGCCAAAAGUCAGUGUGAAUGUUCAGCCUUUAGUUUGUGUAAGGCUUUUUUCACCAUUGUGCAGAAUCUCUUUGUUGUCGUUGUUGUUGUUGUUGUCGUUGUUUUUCCCUUCACAAUGUGCCAUUUGAUUUACAAGCUUUGUGUCCAUCAACCAUAAAUUCAGUGUUGAAAUAACUAUUAUAGGAUAAUAAUAGGCUUUGGAAUAUUACAGCCUUGACUGUUUUUUUUUUUCUUUUUUAAUUUAAUUGAACGAUAUUCGUCUUUGAUUCCCUUUUGUACUCUUGAUUGUUUUGCUAAAGGAUCAGGUAUUUUAAUUUCGACAUAUCAGAGAAACCGCAUUUAACUUUUUCUAGGUGUUUAAUCAAUGCCAUAUUCCAAUUCUACAAAAAGAUAUGAAUCAGUGCAUACAGUAGCAGAUAUUCUGUUUUAAAUCCUGUUUUUAAGCAUUAAUUACAGCACAGUCACUUUUCCAUGCUUAUUAAUCAAGAAUACAGUGUUGAGUAUCAUAAAUCACAUCCUUUGUGAAACCACUAUUUUAAUGCAGAUAUCUAAUGUCCCAUAGUAUAAAACAUUUAGUCCUUGGCACUUGUUUUAUUCCAAGAUUUGUUUUGUCAUUUUUUUCCCCCACCCUGUUUUUGUAAAUCAGGUUUUAUCUUACCCCCCUCCCCCCCCCCCUCCCCCACUUAUCUCAUGGUGUAAAUGAUGUGUUGUAUCAGUGAGAAUGAAUGCUAUUUAUUUAAUAUGUGUGACUGCGGUGAUUUGUUGAAUAUCUGGUACUUUGUGUCUGUUGAAAAAUGGGUGCUUGUUUUUAUCUGCCAUCCCCAACCACAUCCAAUACGUUCUCAUUUUGUAACAGCUUAAAGAUUGUUUAAGAAUAUACAUUAAGUCAAAAAUGUACAUUUUCUCAUCAAGGAAAACAAAUAAAACAAAGUGUUCUAUGGUU